AUGGCCGUCAAUGGCAUUGACAGAAGAAGUUUGGCUCCGAGUCAGGUCGCUAAACGAAAGCAUGGGGAGGAUGAAGAGUGGUCGUGCACGGCGGUGCAAAAACGAAGUAAAGGAGAGCAAGCGGUGACGACUUCGCCGUUCAGGAGGCCGCUGACCCAGCUCAACGUCCGCCCCGCGUACCCCGACGGCGACAAACACGAGGAAUUCAUCCGUCGGAUCCUUUCCAAGCCGUUUAAAGUCCCCAUCCCAAAUUACACAGGCCCGUUAGGCAUCCGAACGCUCGGCCUGAGGCGAGCCGGGGUGAGGCGGGCGCUUCACGACCCAUUCGCCGAAGACGCCUUGGUUUUGUUUGAGCCCGAAUCGCUCAGCGCCCACGAGCAACUUAAAAUAGACAAGGACAAAAUUCCAGUCCACGUGGUCGUGGAUCCCAUCUUGGGGAAAGUGCUUCGACCUCACCAGAGAGAGGGCGUCAAGUUCCUGUGGGACUGCGUGACGGGGCGGCGCAUCCCCGGCUCCUUCGGCUGCAUCAUGGCCGAUGAAAUGGGCCUGGGCAAGACGCUGCAGUGCAUCGCCCUGGUGUGGACGCUGCUGCGACAGAGCGCCGACGCCAAGCCCGAGAUCGACAAGGCGGUGGUGGUGGCGCCCUCCAGCCUGGUGCGCAACUGGUACAACGAGGUGGCCAAGUGGCUGGGGGCGCGCGUGGCUCCCGUGGCCAUCGACGGAGGCUCCAAGGACGACAUCGACCGACAGCUUGUCAACUUCAUCUCCCAGCGCGGCCUCCGCGUCCCCACGCCGAUCCUCAUCAUAUCCUACGAAACCUUCCGGCUGCACGCCCAAGUCCUGCACAAAGGCCAAGUGGGACUCAUCAUCUGCGACGAGGGACAUCGGCUGAAGAACGCCGACAACCAGACAUACCAGGCCCUCAAUGCCAUGCGGGCCCAGAGGAGAGUGCUGAUAUCGGGCACACCCAUCCAGAACGACCUGCUUGAGUACUUCAGCUUGGUGCACUUUGUCAACUCCGGCAUUCUGGGUACGGCGCAGGAGUUCAAGAAGCGCUUCGAGCUGCCCAUCCUGAAGGGCCGCGACGCCGAUGCCAGCGACAAGGACCGACAGACAGGAGAGGAAAAACUCAAGGAGCUCAUCGGCAUCGUCAACAGGUGUUUAAUCAGGAGGACGUCCGACAUCCUGUCCAAGUAUCUGCCCGUCAAGAUCGAGCAGGUGGUCUGCUGCAAGUUGACGCCACUGCAGACGGAGCUCUACAAGCGCUUCCUGAGGCAGGCCAAGCCCGUCGAGGCUCUGCAGGGUGGCAAAAUCAGCGUCUCCUCACUGUCAUCUAUCACCUCGCUCAAGAAGCUCUGCAAUCACCCAGCUCUCAUCUACGACAAGUGCGUGCAAGGCGAGGAGGGUUUCCAAGGCACUUUAGAUCUUUUCCCGGCCGGCUACUCUGCUAAAAGCGUGGAGCCUCAGCUUUCAGGCAAAAUGUCGGUCUUGGACUUGAUCCUGGCCGUGACCAGGGCCACCAGCAACGACAAGGUAGUACUGGUGUCCAACUACACGCAAACGCUGGAUCUCUUUGAGAAGCUAUGCCACUCCAGGAGGUACCCGUACGUACGCCUAGACGGCACCAUGUCCAUCAAGAAGAGGGCGAAGAUCGUGGAGAGGUUCAACAGUCCUGACAACCCCGAAUUCAUCUUCAUGCUGAGCAGCAAGGCGGGCGGCUGCGGCCUCAACCUGAUCGGCGCCAACCGCCUGGUGAUGUUCGACCCCGACUGGAACCCGGCCAACGACGAGCAGGCCAUGGCUCGGGUGUGGCGUGACGGCCAGAAGAAGACCUGCUACGUGUACAGGCUGCUGUCGACGGGCACCAUCGAGGAGAAGAUCCUGCAGCGGCAGGCGCACAAGAAGGCGCUGAGCAGCUGCGUGGUGGACGAAGAGCAGGACGUGGAGCGACACUUCUCUCUGGGGGAACUCCGAGAGCUCUUUGCACUUAACGGGGACACGGCCAGCGACACCCACGACAAAUUCCGCUGCCGGCGCUGCGUCAACGGCAUCCAAACUCGCCCCCCGGCCCCCGAGGCCGACUGCACCAGCAACCUGUCGCAGUGGCAGCACUCAUGGGACAAGAAGGGGCUACGGGACCAAGUCCUCAAGGCCUCCUGGGACGCCGCAGCCGCCACCGUCUCCUUCGUUUUCCACCAGCGCUCCCACGAGGACCGCAGGGGCGUCGUAUGA
Molecule: messenger RNA, 2232 nt
Organism: Nerophis lumbriciformis (worm pipefish)
Lineage: Eukaryota; Metazoa; Chordata; Actinopteri; Syngnathiformes; Syngnathidae
Source: RefSeq, a predicted model, not a curated record